AUGACUGGUAUUGCCCCACUCGGCGUCAUGGCGCAGACCAACGACGCGUGCUCGGUUUGCAACUGCAGCCCAGGCUAUGUGGGUUUCUGCCAGCCCUGGCUCAUGGUCGACCCGACUCAAGUUCCAUACAACAUCCCGCCCGAGACGACAGACUUGGAUCUAACAACGCUUCAACUCUCGUACAUUCCUUAUUAUGCGCUGAUGGGACUGUCUUCACUGAACUCAUUGUCGUUGAGUGGCGUCUCGUACAUUGAAAAUGGUGCUUUCGCGGACCUCGCGCUGAUGACGACCUUGACUAUUUCAUUUGAUUCGUCUGUCACCACCUUGGCGGUUGAUUGGUCGGGCGUGUCCUCGUUAUACUCGCUGAAUUUGAAUGGCCCUAACCUUUCUGAACUCCCGGAUUCUUCAUUCAGUGGUCUGGGCUCUUUGAUCGAGCUGAGCGUGAGCGGCCCAUUGACAACACUUGGAAACUGGCUGUUUCUCAGUACCCCUAUGCUGAACCGUUUAUCAUUGUACUCCAAUCAACUGCCCGUCUUCCCUAAGCUUGCCCUGAGCCCCCUCUCAUCCCUCAUGGGCCUCAACCUGCAGGGUUCCCGAUUUACGUCCCUUCCUUCCGACGCCUUCGCGACUCUGACCAGUCUUUCGUUCUUAGAUCUAUCCAACACGCUGCUCACCGCCAUUCCCGACGAUGUGUUUGCUUCAGUUCCGCUCGGGAAUUUGUAUCUUGGUCAAAACACAAACCUUGGCCCCCUUUCCGGUGGGGCCUUCCGCGGACUGGGUUCGACGCUGGUGGAGCUUUUUACGUCUAUCACGGCCAGCGUUUUGAAUCUUCCCCAGCUUCAGCGACUUGACCUUUCGUCCAACCAGUUGACCUCGCUUCCGGACGGUCUGUUUUCAAACUGCCCGCAGUUGACUUCACUUUCCCUCCACAGCAAUUCGAUAGCCUACGUGGGCCCCGCCGCGUUUUCAGGGCUCGUGAAUCUCCUAGAUGUGAACUUGCAUGGUCUUCAUGUGACGACCCUCUCUGCGAGCACUUUUGCAGGGCUGACCUCAUUGACCAGCAUUUCGCUGCAUGUCGGUAUGCUCGAGACCAUCCCGCCCCACCUGUUUGAUGGUCUUCAGUCUCUUCAAACCAUAUUGUUGCAGCAUAACCACCUCCAAACGCUGCCUCCUGGAUUGUUUCAAGGAUUGAAUGCGCUUAGCUUUGUGCUAAUGUCCGACAACAACUUUGGCUCAGUAGCACCUCCGAGUACUUACGGCGCUGCAUCGAAUCCGAGCAGUUGUAACGCGAACUGUGCUACUUGCUAUGGCGGAUCUUCCAGCCAAUGCUGCGGGCUGAAUUGCCUCACUUGCAAUAGUGGAAAUCUCUGCCUAACUUGCUAUGCCGGCUAUGACAUGAUGAGCGGCUACUGCCAGCCUUCCGCGGCCAUGAUUGCCAGAGCUUCGGCUUCUUCCGCCUCGGUCGCCUCUGCCGCAUCAGCCUCUUCUGCUACAAUUGCUUCUGCUGCAUCUGCUUCCUCUGCUACAAUUGCGUCUGCUGCAUCUGCGUCCUCGGCUUCUGUAGCUUCUGCUCUGGCAGCCACUGCUUCAUCGGCAUCGGCUGCUUCUGCUGCCUCUGCCUCUGCCGCUUCCGCUUCCUCGGCAACAGUCGCAUCCGCCGCAUCCGCUGCAUCUGCCUCAUCUGCCUCGGCCGCUUCUGCUGCUUCCGCUCUGGCUGCCACUGCCUCGUCUGCCUCGGUUGCAUCUGCUUCCUCUGCCUCUGUCGCUUCCGCUUCCUCGGCAACAGUCGCAUCCGCCGCAUCCGCUGCAUCUGCCUCAUCUGCCUCGGCCGCUUCUGCUGCUUCCGCUCUGGCUGCCACUGCCUCGUCUGCCUCGGUUGCUUCUGCUUCAUCGGCAACAGUUGCGUCCGCUGCAUCUGCCUCGUCUGCGUCGGUUGCAUCUGCUGCUUCGGCCGCAUCUGCUUCAUCUGCCUCGGCCGCUUCUGUUGCGUCCGCUCUGGCUGCUACUGCCUCUUCUGCUUCGGUAGCAUCUGCUGCGUCCGAUGCUUCUGCUCUGGCUGCCACUGCCUCGUCUGCUUCGGCGGCAUCUGCCUCAUCUGCGUCGGUUGCAUCUGCUGCUUCUGCCGCGUCUGCUUCAUCUGCCUCGGCCGCUUCUGCUGCGUCCGCUCUGGCUGCUACUGCCUCUUCUGCUUCGGUAGCAUCUGCUGCGUCCGAUGCUUCUGCUCUGGCUGCUACUGCUUCGUCUGCCUCGGUUGCAUCUGCGUCAUCUGCAUCGGUUGCAUCUGCUGCGUCCGAUGCUUCUGCUGCUUCCGCUCUGGCUGCUACUGCUUCUGCUCUGGCUGCAUCUGCCUCUUCUGCUUCUGUAGCAUCUGCUGCGUCCGAUGCUUCUGCUGCUUCGGCGGCAUCUGCCUCCUCUGCAUCGGUUGAGUCUGCUUUGGUUGCCACGGCUUCAUCUGCUUCAGUCGCAUCUGCUGCAUCUGCAUCCGCUUCAGUCGCAUCUGCUGCAUCUGCAUCCGCUGCGUCCGAUGCUUCGGCUGCUUCGGCGUCAUCGGCAUCAGCAGCUUUUGCUGCUUCGGCUUUGGCCGAAUCCGUUGCGUCUAUGCUUACUGACGCAGCUCAACGUGCCUCAGCAGCCUCGGCUUCCUCGGAUACAAUUGCAUCUGCCUCUUCUGCUUCCGUUGCAUCUGCUGCUUCCGCCGCGUCUGCGUCAUCUGCUUUCGAUGCUUCAGUCGCUUCUGCCGCUACUGCCUCAUCUGCAUCUGUUGCCUCGGCUUUGGCAGCGAGUGCCUCCUCUGCUUCCGUGGCGUCGGCCUCUUCCGCCUCUGUUUCAGCAUCGUCGGUCUCUGCCGUGGCUGUGUCUGUUGCCUCGGCCUCUGUCGCGUCGAUUGUCUCCGCCUCCGCUGCAUCUGUUGCGGCGGUGGCUGCUGCGUCCGCUCUGUCCCAGCUGGGAUCUGCGGCCGUGGCUGCAUCAGCGGCAUCUGCGGCAUCUGCUUCGUCGGCUUCUGUUGCUUCUGCUGCAUCAGCAGCAUCUGCUUCGUCCGCUUCCGUUGCCUCAGCUGCGGCAUCUGCUUCCUCUACGUCAAUUGCGUUUGGUGCAACUCCCAAUUUGGUCAAUCCCGUGUCCAAUAACGCCACCAGCUCUUCGUCCAUGCCAAUCAUUGUGGGCGUGAUCCUGGGCAUGCUUGCAUUGCUCAUCGUGAUUGUUGCUCUGCUCAUCUGGCGUCGCCGUCACCGUGCCAUUUCCCAACCCAUCGCCGCCGAAACCGGAGCGACCCAGCGCGCGAAAGUCAAAUCUGGCGAAAAGGCCAUCGCCGAGAUGACCACCAAUCCCCUGUACGACGUUGUGGUUCCUCCUCCGGUCGCAUACGAUGUACUGAAGCCAACCGCGGCCAAGACUGCAGCCAAUUACGAUGUCCUGAACCCAGCAACUGCAGCCAACUACGAUGUCCUGAACCCGGCAACGGCCGAGGCUUCAGCCAACUACGACGCUCUGACCCCGCAGGCGGGAUCUUCGGCGACCAACAAGGAGGAACCGAUCUAUCAGAGCACCGAUAUCAGCCCUUCUCCAGCAAUUCAAGUCGAAACGAGCGGCACAUACGUCAGCGUGGCGCCGUCGGCAGACUGCACUUACGCUGAUGUCGGCAGCUCCCUUGCAAUUGCAACGAACUCUUCCGUGCAGCAUGCAGACUCUGGCACCUCAUAUGCCGCCAUAGCCGCAGUGCCCCCGUCUUCCGCAGACAACUAUGCAAAGAUUGUGAGCGGUUCGGAAACCGACCAUGUCUCCACGCUCUGA
Molecule: messenger RNA, 3792 nt
Organism: Capsaspora owczarzaki ATCC 30864
Lineage: Eukaryota; Filasterea; Ministeriida; Capsasporidae
Exons: 17
Coding region: 1-3792 (1263 amino acids)
Biological process (GO): coenzyme A metabolic process
Molecular function (GO): protein binding; hydroxymethylglutaryl-CoA reductase (NADPH) activity
Source: RefSeq, a predicted model, not a curated record